CGCCAAGCCAAAAUUUUGAAGUUUACAGUAAAUCCGUACAUUCUCUCUCGGUGUCCUCGACCCGUCAAGGUUGUCCGAUACAAAACGAGCCGACAUGCGGAUUGUCCGCGAGCUAGCUCGACAUCACUACCCAUGAAGAAUCGAGAACAGCCAGGACCAUUCCAAUAACACGACGAAGCCCCUCUUCCUCUUUCUCUUCCCCCUAAAAAUUACCACCACGACCAUAAUAAAGGUAGCCCGCCAUGGACGCAGCCGCCCUCCUCAAAGCCCAGGGAUGGCGGGGCAAGGGCUUCUCGCUGCACCCGACCAACAACGCCAUCGGGCUGUCGAAGCCGCUCCUCAUCUCGCGCAACACGGACGGCCGCGGGAUCGGGCAGAACAAGCAUUACACCAGCGACCAGUGGUGGCUGCACGCCUUCGACCAGAAGCUCAAGGGCCUCGACACGUCCAAGAAGGGCACCGUCGUGCAGUCGGUCACGCAGGGCAAGCUGGACGCCGUCGCGAGCAGCCAGCCCAAGGGGAAAUACACGGGCGCGAGGGGCCUGUACGCGUCGUUUGUGCGGGGCGGCAUGCUGGAGGGCACGAUCGAGGUGAACGUCGUGGCGGACGGUGCGGCCACGACCGGCACGGCGACGGGCGAGUCCACGGACGCGACGCCCGCGACGUCCGACGACGGGAGGAGCGAAGAGUCCGUUUCCAAGAAGGAGAAGCAGAGCGAGUCAAGAGAGGAGAGGAAGGCCAGGCGGGCGGCCAGGAGGUUACGCAAGGCGGAGAAAGCCGCGAGAAAGGCGGCCGAGGCUAGGGCGGCGCAGAAGGCCGCGGAGAAGGCUGCGAAGAAGGAGCUGAAGAGGGCGAGGAAGGCGAGCGAGACAAAGGAAGAGAGGCGGGCCAGGAGAGCAGAGAGGCGGGCACGGAAAGAGGAAAGGAGGAGGAAACGGGCGGAGGCUGCGCAAAAAGCCGACCAAGGAUGAAAGGGCUCGGACUGAAGAUUCAAAAGGCUAAUAUGUUCCCCCUUCGGCGCGAGCCGACUGGUGGCUCUUAUCACUAGGCGCCGCUUCCUGAUGCUCGAGCUCCCUACAGCGCACUUGGAUGGGCGUGUGCCGGU
Thermothelomyces thermophilus ATCC 42464 is the source of this 1105-nucleotide messenger RNA. RefSeq lists its product as uncharacterized. The record is from RefSeq and is a predicted model, not a curated record. Lineage: Eukaryota; Fungi; Ascomycota; Sordariomycetes; Sordariales; Chaetomiaceae. The transcript has a single exon. Bases 243 to 971 code for a protein of 242 amino acids.